Molecule: messenger RNA, 1549 nt
Organism: Cuculus canorus (common cuckoo)
Lineage: Eukaryota; Metazoa; Chordata; Aves; Cuculiformes; Cuculidae
Gene: ZNF277
Product: zinc finger protein 277
Exons: 12
Coding region: 116-1390 (424 amino acids)
Source: RefSeq, a predicted model, not a curated record
GCGGCUCCGCUCAGCCGCCCCAAGCCAUGGCUCCGCGGGCAGCGCAGCGCCCCGCCGCGGCUCAGCCCCGCCCGCCCCGCGCGGCCCGACGGGGCGGAGGGGCGGGGCCACGGCCAUGGCCGCGCGCGGCGAUACAGAGUGUAUUUUGGAGCCUCUGUCUCUGCCAGAAAGUCCAGGUGAUGUUGCUGCUGUGGAAAGUUCUCCCUAUGUGCCUUGUAUUUUCUGCAAAGAAUGCUAUCUUUCAGCAGAACAAAACCAGCUCUUGAAGCACAUGAUUAUUGAACAUAAGCUUGUCAUAGCAGAUGUGAAACUGGUUGCAGAUUUUAGAAGAUAUGUCUUGUAUUGGAAGAAGAGGUUUGCAGAACAGCCUAUCACAGACUUUUGUAGUGUGAUAAGAACAAAUUCGGAAGCUCCAUUAGAAGAGCAAGACAAUUAUUUUCUUCUUUGUGAUGUUUUACCAGAAGACAGAAUACUUAGAGAACAGCUUCAGCAAAACAGACUGAGAGAAAUUCUAGAACAGCAACAGCGGGAGAGAUACGACACUAGUUUUCAUAGUAUAUGCAUGUUCUGUGAUCAAGAAUUCACAGGAAACAGAUCUGUCCUUCUCAAUCAUAUGGCAAGAGAGCAUGCUUUUAACAUUGGGCUGCCAGAUAACAUUGUGAAUUGCAAUGAGUUUUUGUCAGUAUUACAGAAGAAGCUUGACAAUUUGCAGUGUUUAUACUGUGAAAAAAUCUUCAGAGACAAAAACACACUUAAAGAUCACAUGAGAAAGAAGCAGCAUCGCAGGAUCAAUGCCAAAAACAAAGAAUAUGACAAAUUUUAUAUGAUUAAUUAUUUGGAGUUUGGAAAGUCCUGGGAGGAAGUGCAGUCAGAGGAUGACCGGGAAUUACUAGAUAACUUAGAAGAAGACUGGUCUGGCUGGGAAGAGCAUCCUGUGAGUGCAGUUUGCCUGUUCUGUGAACAACAAGCAGACACCACAGAAAAACUGUAUCUUCACAUGCAGAAAUCACAUGGAUUUGACUUCCCUAAAAUAAAGUCAGAGCAUGGUCUGAACUUUUAUCAGCAGGUAAAGCUAGUGAACUUUAUCAGAAGAGAAAUCCAUCAUUGUCGUUGUUACAACUGCCAAGAGAAAUUUCAGUCUAAAGGAGGACUGAUAAGUCAUAUGGAAGAAACCAAACACAUUACGUUCUUGCCAGCCAGGUCUACAUGGGAUCAACCACAGUAUUAUUUUCCUACCUAUGAAAAUGAUACGCUCCUGUGUACGCUGUCAGACAGUGAAGAUCUGAUAACUGAGGAUCAAAGUGAAGAUGUCCCUGUUGUAAGCGAAGAUAUAUCCAAUCUAAAAGCUCUCAAACAGAGCAGUGUUUUAAACCAGCUCCUAUAUGAAUAGAACAAGACUCACAAGAAAUUUUGACCUUGGAUUACAGUUGCUGACCUUUGAGCGCUUCUUCUGCAAGACAAAAAAAUCCCAUUCUUUCUCUAAUAUUGGAAUACAAUUUAACUCAUAGAUGUUAUCACUGGGCAAAUAUUAUAUGAAAGUGAAUGCUAG